This is a messenger RNA of Ixodes scapularis (black-legged tick), 565 nucleotides long. RefSeq names its product U6 snRNA-associated Sm-like protein LSm7 (gene LSm7). The record is from RefSeq and is a predicted model, not a curated record. Gene Ontology annotation, molecular function: RNA binding. NCBI's taxonomy places the organism in Eukaryota, Metazoa, Arthropoda, Arachnida, Ixodida, Ixodidae. The transcript has a single exon. The coding region runs from base 99 to 422 and encodes 107 amino acids. Gene Ontology annotation, cellular component: spliceosomal tri-snRNP complex; U6 snRNP; catalytic step 2 spliceosome. Gene Ontology annotation, biological process: mRNA splicing, via spliceosome; nuclear-transcribed mRNA catabolic process.
AUCUAAUCCGAAACAUCCAAAACGUUUGUAAUCCGACAAUCGUGGCUGUAGCGGCGUGCUUUUCGAGUUGCAACAAAACCCACUGCCUGUGAACCACCAUGUCCAACGUCAACACAGGAGACAAGGAAAAGAAGCGGAAGGAGUCUAUCGUCGACCUCUCCAAGUACCUGGACAAAGCCAUUCGCGUCAAGUUCCAGGGCGGCCGGGAAGCGACUGGCAUCCUGAAAGGCUACGAUCCUUUGCUCAACUUGGUCAUCGACAACGCCACCGAAUACCUGCGCGACCCUGACGACCCGUACAAGCUCACGGAAGACACCAGGACCCUGGGACUGGUUGUGUGCCGAGGAACCGCAGUCGUGGUGAUCUGUCCCGUCGACGGCAUGGAGUCCAUUCCCAACCCUUUCGUGCAACACGAAGGCUGAACACUGAUGUUAUCACUUGUUGGUUUGUUCAUUUUAUUAUUAUUUUUUUAAAUCUGGGUCCGUCUCCUAAUCCAUCCUAUGUCAACAAGUACUGUCACCGGAGUCAUCGAUAUGUUCCCUAGAAUAAAUGGGUAACGCGCGCA